Pieris brassicae (large cabbage white) is the source of this 989-nucleotide messenger RNA. Its product is annotated as cytoglobin-like. Gene Ontology annotation, biological process: oxygen transport. The transcript has 4 exons. The record is from RefSeq and is a predicted model, not a curated record. Bases 63 to 578 code for a protein of 171 amino acids. Gene Ontology annotation, molecular function: oxygen binding; heme binding; iron ion binding. Lineage: Eukaryota; Metazoa; Arthropoda; Insecta; Lepidoptera; Pieridae.
CAUCGAGAUCAGUUUUAUUUGUGACGCUAUUCAUAAUAGUCGUGAUUUUGUGAUAUAAAAAUAUGGGCAGUUGGCAAAGUUCCUUAUGGGGUGGUAACCCAGACGAAGUAAACCCCACGUCAGGACUCACCAAACGAGAAAUCCGAGCAGUCCAGAAGUCUUGGGCUCCAGUAUACGCCAACCAAUUGGCUACGGGCACUGAAUUAUUAAAAAGAUUAUUUCGCGCGCACCCACAAACCCUAGACUUCUUCAAAAUGGUAAAGAAACUACCCGAAGAUGAAUAUAACACAAAUAUACAAUUUAAGGCUCAUGUUAUCAACCUAAUGUCUGCAUUAAACCAGGCGGUUGUCAAUCUCCAUCAGCCAGAAGUCGUGGCCGUUAUGAUGAACAAACUUGGCGAAUCUCAUGGACGACGUAAAAUUCAAGAAUCACAUUUCCAUGAUUUAAAAGGUGUAAUAGUAAACAUGUUCAUCGAAGUGUUACAUCUUGACGACGCCACUCUCGGGGCUUGGGGGAAAACUGUGGAGUUUUGGUACAAACAUAUCUUUCAGACUUUAACGCCUAACCAGAGUACAUAGUAUAAUCGUUAAUUAUUUUCUAAGUUAAAUACCAAAAAUUGCAACUAAAGAUAUUAUCGGUCAAACUUGGAUAAAGUAAAAUGCAACUAUAAUUCAUUCUUUGUAAUUUUCAAUUUAAUUUUAUGAUUUUAUAUAAAUUAUACGCCAUUGUUAUGGGAGAUUUAUAGAGUUGUAAAACAUUUUAUUCAUUUAAAAGCAAUGAAUGUACUAGUAAGUCGCUAACAGGAAGAACAAUACGAAGAAUUAUAUUAAUUAUUCAUUUAAAAUAUAUUAUAUUAAUCGUACAUAGUAGAAUAUAAGCUUUAAGUGAGUAUACGGGAUUUCAAACAAACAGAUAUCUUUCUUUCAAUUAUUUGCCAUCACAGAAUAAGUAGAGGUAAAAUUUACGAUAAAUAAAUACGUAUGAAAUUG